AUGGCCUGGAUACACGGCCUAUUAUACAUUCUCCCACCGGACCAGCUGGUCCCCUGGUCUCCUGGGUCUGGUGGUUUCCUGGUCUUUUUGGUGGAAGAGAUGAUAUGGAAUCUGGGGAGCUCUGAUAUUGACGGGAUGAGAAGAAUCUGUAAUUGUGACCUCCAGGUUGUAGAAGAAAACGCCCUACCUAUUCGUUUUGGAGCCAGUUUGAAAAUACACCAGAGUGGGAUGGAUGAAGAAAGCGAAGGCUACUUGUCAGUUUACCUAAUAUUGCUCAGCUGCCUAAGGAGACCAGUGUGGGCCAAGUUCCAGUUUUGGAUCAUCGAUUCUGAAGGAGAAGAAAUACAAGGCAUGAAGAGCCCAAGAUUCUUCAGGUUCCUAGAAAAUCAACAGUGGGGAUUCAGAAAGUUCAUCCUUCGAGAUUUCCUCUUGGCCCAGGAGCCUUGGCUGCUCAAAGACAAUGAACUCAGCCUACGAUGCAAGGUGACUGUGGUCUAAGAAUCCUUCGGCUUCUCUGAAGAGACCAUGAUGCCAGGGAUCCAGGUUCCAAGGUGCACUCUGGCAGAUGAGCUAGGAGAGCUGUGGGAAAUUUCCUUCAUCACAGACUGCUGUCUGGUGGUAGCAGGCCAGGAAUUCCGGGCUCACAAGGCCAUCUUAGCAGCUUGCUUUCCAGUUUUCAGAGCCAUGUUUGGACAUGACAUGGAGGAGAGCAGAACAAACCGCAUUGAGAUCCACGAUCUGGAGCCUCAAGGCUUCAGGGCAAUGAUUACACUGAUUUACAUUGGGAAGGCAUCUGAUCUCCACAGCAUGGCAGAUGUUCUGCUUGCAGCUGCUGACAAGUAUGGCCUGGAGUGUUUGACAGUGAUGUGCCAGGAUGCCCUCUGCAAGGAUCUCUCCAUAGAGACUGCUGCCCAGAAUCUCAUCCUGGCUGACCUCCACAAUGCAGCGCAGCUGAAAACCCAGGCUCUGGAUUUCAUUACAGCUCAUGCUUCUGAAGUCUCUGAGACUUCAGUCUGGAAGACAAUGGUGGGCUCAUAUCCCCACUUGCUGGCUGAAGUAUACAGCUCCCUGGCUUCUGCUCACUGCUCUUUACUGGAGCCCCUUCCCAAAUGCCUCAAACAAUGUUAUGACCCUAUUAGCUCUGACCUACAGUUGUAUUCUAUAAGCGGCAGCCAGCAUUAUUUCCAACGACUAUUGGGAAUAGUGCGGGACACUGUAGCAUUUUCAGAGAACCUGUGGAAAGACAGAAAGGGGGCUCAGGCCUUUAAUACCCCUGGAAAUGAGUUGAAUGGCAGUUUUUGGGGAGGGAGAGCACUGCAUUCUGGGAUUCUCUACCCAGAUGCUAUAUUAGUUUGCUUUCACUACAUUGAGUCUGAUACUGGGGAAUCAGUGGUGUUGGUGGCCCCAAGCACAUCCCAACAGGGUUUCUUUGGAGGAACCUCUCAGGAUAAGACUGAGCAGAGCAUAUUAUCAAGGAUUUAG
Mesocricetus auratus (golden hamster) is the source of this 1482-nucleotide messenger RNA. RefSeq names its product speckle-type POZ protein-like. Gene Ontology annotation, biological process: proteasome-mediated ubiquitin-dependent protein catabolic process; regulation of proteolysis. Gene Ontology annotation, cellular component: cytoplasm; nucleus. The record is from RefSeq and is a predicted model, not a curated record. Gene Ontology annotation, molecular function: ubiquitin protein ligase binding. Lineage: Eukaryota; Metazoa; Chordata; Mammalia; Rodentia; Cricetidae.